AUGGACUCUUUUGUUGCUGUCGUUAACUCGAGGCUGUUGAAGCUCUAUUACCUCGGAGUCAUUCUGGCUGUCGCUUACGUAUUGUAUUUGGUUGGCAUUGUAAUAUACCGGCUGUGGUUCCAUCCUCUGGCCAAGUUCCCGGGCCCGGUCUGGCUCGCCAUUUCAGACUUUCCCUAUCUUUAUAUGGCAAACUACCGUGGUGUUUUUGCUCAUCGCGCACUGGAUCUGCAUCGUCGGUAUGGCAGGACGGUACGAAUUGCGCCCAACCGCCUGAUGAUCGAUGGUUCGGUCGGUUGGAACGACAUUUUCGCACACCGGCCUGGCGGAGACGCGACCGAAUUCCGCAAGAGCCCCGGGACUUUUAGUUCACCGGACGGAACGUCGCUGAUCAAUGCCACGACGCGGGAAGACCACCGCCGCCAGCGACGCGCCCUGGCCCACGCGUUUAGCGAGGCGGCCAUGGCCGAACAAGAGGGUCUCAUCAUGCACUACGUCGACCUCUUCAUAUGCCGAUUGUCGGAAGCUUCGCAGGGAGGCAGCCGGCCCGUCGACAUGAUGAGCUGGCUCAACUUCCUGACCUUUGAUAUCAUUGGCGACCUGUCCUUUGGAGAAUCGUUUGGCAGCCUCGAGCGAGGUGGGUACCACUUUUGGGUCUCCAACAUCUUCCUGGCAGCCAAGGGCUUGAGCAGAAGGCGUUUCUUCAGACAGGCCGGUCUGAGCCGGCUGGCGUCCCUCGACCCGGAGCAGACGGUCAGCCGCCUCGAGGAGAACAACAAGUAUUCGCACGACAAGGCCUCGGCCCGCAUCGAGCUCGGGGAAGAGCCGCUCGCCCCGUCGUGGGACAGCCCGCUCGACGCCCAAGGGCGACCGGUAAUGAAGCCUCGUCGGGACUUUAUGAGCUACAUGAUGCGCAAGACCGGCUCCGGAGAUGGACUGAGCCGCCAGGAGAUGCUUUACAACGCGGCCACCUUGAUCCUGGCGGGCAGCGAGACGACCGGGACGAACCUGUCCACCUUGUUCUUCGAGCUCUGCCUGCCGCGGAACCGCGCAGUCAGAGAUGCCGUCGUCGCCGAGGUCCGGACAAAGUUCAAGCGCGAGGCCGACGUCAACUUCAAGGCUGUCCAGGCCAGCCAGCUCCCUCUGCUGCACGCCUGUAUCGAGGAGUCGCUCCGCAUCCACCCACCGUUUGCCGAACAGCCUCCGCGUGUAUCGCCGGGGGCUGUGGUGGAUGGGCAGUUUGUUCCCAAGGGUACCAUCGUGACCAUCUACCAAAACGCCACAUACCACAACCCGGACAACUUUGUCGACCCCGACUCGUUUCGACCGCAGCGGUUCCUGCCCCCGACCCACCCGAUGCACGACGCCAGGCUCGCGGCCGGCAGCAACAUGGCGGCCUUCAAGCCCUUCAGCUACGGCCCGCGCGACUGCCUGGGCAAGAACCUCGCGUACGCCGAGAUGAACCUGGUGGCCUCGCGCCUCCUGCUGCGGUUCGACGUGGAGCUGGCCGAGGGCACGUCGGAGGACUGGCUGGAUUCGCAGCUGAGCUUUGUGAUUUGGGAGAAGGGCGACUUGAUGCUGAAGCUGACUGAGCGUAGAGACCUCGAGCUCAAACAGUGGCAGUGA
This is a messenger RNA of Pyricularia pennisetigena, 1623 nucleotides long. RefSeq lists its product as uncharacterized. Gene Ontology annotation, molecular function: oxidoreductase activity, acting on paired donors, with incorporation or reduction of molecular oxygen; monooxygenase activity; heme binding. Bases 1 to 1623 code for a protein of 540 amino acids. Lineage: Eukaryota; Fungi; Ascomycota; Sordariomycetes; Magnaporthales; Pyriculariaceae. The record is from RefSeq and is a predicted model, not a curated record. The transcript is spliced from 3 exons.